ACCGCAUAUCUCAGUUAUAUUUAAUAAUUCGUGGCAAUAACAACUGUUUAAAAAUGAGAAUAUUUAUAAUUCUGUCAUUGGUGGCGUUGGCUGUUGCUGACAUAAAGUACUACACUACAGCUGAUGAUAAUAUAGAUGUGGAUGCGCUGAUGAAGAACUCGGAGCUGGUCAAAUGGCAUAUGGACUGUUUCGUCGAUCGCAGGCCGUGCGAACCCUUCAGUCAAUCUUAUAAGGAUAACAUGGUCGAAGCCAUCUCUACUGCCUGCCUGAGAUGUACCCUAGCCCAGAAGAAUAGAUGGAACAAGUUCUUAGCAGGACUCAAGCGUGAUUAUCCAUCGGAAUAUGUGGCUUUCCAGAAGAAAUAUGAUCCUAAUAAUAUUUAUAUGGACGAAUUCGAAAAUGCAGUAGCAAAUUUCUAGAACUGGCACUAUACGAGACAUACAGGAGAUUAUUAUAGACUGUAAUGGGAACUUGGAGCAUUCUCUAUAGCCAGUUUUUUAUAAAAAAAACAUUUUUAAACAGGAGUCCAUUGUUAGCGGGGAGACAGCAGCGCUCAAAAAAUAUUAGUUUACACGCUGUUUUUGCUUUUAAAAUAACAUUCUUACCUCUAAUUUUAAACCACUUAUUAACAGUAUUUAUGGCGAAUUUAUGUUAAUAAUACUUAUGUAUGUUGUAUUCGUAACUUUGUUUAUUUUUUGGAAGUUUUAACCAUUUUGAAUUAUUAGAGAUUAAUUCAUUUAUCACCACA
Messenger RNA from Pieris brassicae (large cabbage white), 748 nucleotides. RefSeq names its product ejaculatory bulb-specific protein 3-like. The transcript is spliced from 2 exons. Lineage: Eukaryota; Metazoa; Arthropoda; Insecta; Lepidoptera; Pieridae. Bases 54 to 419 code for a protein of 121 amino acids. The record is from RefSeq and is a predicted model, not a curated record.